UAACUUCCUGGUUGGUGUGUACCUGGCUGUUUAAAUCAAUACGUGAAACCCAUAAUUGUAUUUCCUGGUAGCAUUUCAAAGACUCUUAUAUAAUGGACCCCAGAUAUUCUGCCCAGGACAUCCUUAGAUGUGACCUCUGUGAAGAUAGAGUUGUACAAAAUAUGUAUUGUAUUUUAUGUCCCAUGAAUCUGUGUAAGGAUUGUGUGGUGGAACACACCUCUGAUGCCUCUAAGAAACAUGAUGUGGUGCCUUUUGCUUUGAGAAGAUCCAAACUUGUGUACCCUCAAUGCAAAAUUCAUUCUGAAGAGAACUGUGAAAUGCACUGUGAAGAUUGCAAUACUUCAGUCUGUCACAAAUGUGUCAUCUCUGAGAAACAUAAGCGACAUCAUUUCAAAAGUCUACAGGACUUAGUAAAUGUAUCCUGUCCUCCAGUCAAACAACUGCUUGAUGAACCAGAGCUCUUUGACACCAUAGAAACUGAACAAACUGAACUAUAUGGGGUUUCCUGUCUAAGUGAUGAAGAAAUCUGGACAUAUGGGUAUAACAAAACCAUGAAACUCUACAACCUUUACGGCGACUUACUGAAGUCAAUCCAAACAAAAUCAGGAAACAAUCCUCAGGACAUAGCAGUGACAAGGAGUGGAGAUCUAGUUUAUACUGACCGUGGUACAAAAACUGUAAACAUAGUGAAGAAUGACCAGAUACAGGAAGUGAUCAGACUACAGGGGUGGAGACCUUAUGGUGUCUGUAGUAUAUCCUCUGGUGACCUCCUGGUUACCAUGGUCAGAUAUGAUCAUAAAGAAUCAAAAGUUGUCCGUUACUCUGGCUCCACAGAGAAACAAACCAUUCAGUUUGAUGAAAAGGGUAAGCCACUGUAUUCAUCUGAUUACAAUAGUACUAAAUACAUUUGUGAGAAUAGGAACCUGGAUAUCUGUGUGGCUGACUGUGGAGCCCAUGCAGUAGUGGUGGUUAAUCAGGCAGGAAAACUCCGAUUUAGAUACACUGGUCAUCCCUCUACUACCAAAAAACCAUUCUACCAUUUCUUUACUAAGAAGGAAUCAUCAAAUUUUGAUCCAUUGAGCAUAACAACAGACAGCCAGAGUCAGAUUCUGACAACAGACUUUGACAACAACCGUAUUCACAUCAUAGGUCAGGAUGGACAGUUCCUUCGUUACUUUGAUACACGUAACUGUGAGCUACAGUUUCCAUGGGGUUUAUGUGUAGACUCCAGAGACAACCUCUUUGUGCCUGAUUUUUAUACUGGUGAAGUGAACAUAAUCAAAUACAUGUAGUCAUGUGUGCUGAAAGAAUGAAUGUACUCAAGUACAUAAUCCAUAAUCUUUUUGGCUAUCCAUUUUAAACUUUAAAUUACAAAAUAUUGCUUAAUUAACCUAAUAUGAUUAUUGUGCAUGUUUUUGAAAUUUAUGUCUUGAAUUUUUUGUUAUACAUAUUUCUAUAUUUACCAUGAUUAUAAACAAUGUCAUUGAAAAGAAAACUUUUAAGCCUAAAAAUCCAGAAAUUUGAACAAACUUUUGUUUUUAAGGUAUACACAAAUAGGCAGAGGCAUUUAAAUCGCAUGGAUGUAAAAUGUAAACAUUAACACAUGAUUUAUUUCACAUACAGAUUCUACGCUACAAAUUUAAAUGAGUUUAAGUCAAAAUCUUGAUUUUAUUUGAAUUUAUUUAGAAAAAUGAACAAGCUGUGGCUCAAUGUAAACUAUGUUGUUGAGAUCUUCUGACAAUUAUUACAAUAAUGAUGACAUACAUGUAUGAUGAUAAACACCCAAUUAAACUAUUUUUUUCAUUCUUUUAUUAUUGAUAUUCAGGGUAUUGUUUUUCAUCUUCAUUCAAUUUGAUAUAAACAAAAUUAAUUUAGUAUUUCCUUCAAGAACUACAUAAAAAAUAGAACGAAGUCUGUUUCCAAUAUCUAAAUUGUAAUAGUUACUGACAGUUGCAAUAAUUAUACUACAAUUUCUUAUAAAAUUUACAGUCAAUUCUAGAUUGUUAUAUCGGUCUAUUGCAACAUUUAUAAUUCAAGAUGGCCAGAAGUAUGUGAACAAGAUUGUGAAACUAGUUUAA
Saccostrea cuccullata (small rock oyster) is the source of this 2078-nucleotide messenger RNA. Its product is annotated as tripartite motif-containing protein 2-like. Gene Ontology annotation, biological process: proteasome-mediated ubiquitin-dependent protein catabolic process; protein polyubiquitination. The record is from RefSeq and is a predicted model, not a curated record. The transcript is spliced from 2 exons. Lineage: Eukaryota; Metazoa; Mollusca; Bivalvia; Ostreida; Ostreidae. Gene Ontology annotation, molecular function: zinc ion binding; ubiquitin protein ligase activity. Bases 93 to 1292 code for a protein of 399 amino acids.